This is a messenger RNA of Canis lupus familiaris (dog), 3995 nucleotides long. RefSeq names its product solute carrier family 4 member 3 (gene SLC4A3). Gene Ontology annotation, cellular component: plasma membrane. Gene Ontology annotation, biological process: bicarbonate transport; monoatomic anion transport; regulation of intracellular pH. The record is from RefSeq and is marked validated. NCBI's taxonomy places the organism in Eukaryota, Metazoa, Chordata, Mammalia, Carnivora, Canidae. Gene Ontology annotation, molecular function: solute:inorganic anion antiporter activity; monoatomic anion transmembrane transporter activity.
UCUCGGCCGGGCCGCGGGCCCCCCAGUGAGCGGCGAUGGCCAACGGAGCGAUCCCGCCGCCCGGGGGCGCCUCCCCCCUCCCCCAGGUCCGGGUGCCCUUGGAGGAGCCGCCCCUGAGCCCAGACCUGGAGGAGGACGACGACUUGGGCAAGACCUUGGCUGUGAGCAGGUUCGGGGACCUCAUCAGCAAGCCCCCGGCCCGGGACCCCGAGAAGCCCAGCCGCAGCUACAGCGAGCGGGACUUUGAGUUUCACCGGCACACAUCCCACCACACCCACCACCCGCUCUCGGCGCGCCUGCCUCCGCCCCACAAGCUGCGGCGACUGCCCCCCACCUCUGCCCGGCAGACCAGAAGGAAGAGGAAGAAGGAGAGAACCUCGGCUCCCCCCUCCGAGGGGACCCCUCCCAUCCAGGAGGAGGGGGGAGCCGGAGUGGAGGAGGAGGAGGAGGACGAUGAGGAGGAAGAGGAAGGGGAAUCUGAGGCAGAGCCCGCGGAGCCCCCGCCCUCAGGGUCUCCCCAGAAAGCAAAGUUCUCCAUCGGCAGCGAUGAGGAGGACAGUCCUGGCCUCUCCGGGAGGGCCGCCUGCGCCAAGCCCCCGGCCUCGGGGGGCCCUGGCUCUGACAAGAGCGCCCCACCGGCAGUCAGUCCAAGGCUGCCAUGGUGCCUCCUCAGCUCCUCGAGCCCCCGGGCGCGGGUCCCCCGAGUCGCUGGAGAGAAGAGCCGGCCCUGGAGCCCGUCGGCCAGCUACGACCUGCGGGAGCGGCUGUGCCCCGGCAGUGCCCUGGGCAGCCCAGGUGGCCCGGAGCAGCAGGUGCCCACCGACGAGGCGGAGGCCCAGAUGCUGGGCUCCGCGGACCUGGACGACAUGAAGAGUCACCGGCUGGAGGACAACCCUGGCGUGCGGCGGCACCUAGUGAAGAAGCCGUCUCGGACGCAGGGCGGCAGGGGCAGCCCCGGUGGCCUGGCCCCCGUCCUGCGCAGGAAGAAGAAGAAGAAGCAGCUGGAUCGGAGGCCUCACGAGGUGUUUGUGGAGCUGAAUGAGCUGACGCUGGACCGCAGCCAGGAGCCCCACUGGCGGGAGACGGCGCGCUGGAUCAAGUUUGAGGAGGACGUGGAGGAGGAGACGGAGCGCUGGGGGAAGCCCCACGUGGCCUCGCUCUCGUUCCGCAGCCUCCUGGAGCUCAGGAGGACCAUCGCCCACGGAGCCGCCCUCCUGGACCUGGAGCAGACCACCCUGCCGGGGAUCGCGCACCUCGUGGUGGAGACCAUGAUCGUGUCUGACCAGAUCCGUCCGGAGGACAGGGCCAGCGUCCUGCGUACCCUCCUACUGAAACACAGCCAUCCCAAUGAUGACAAGGACAGCGGCUUCUUUCCCCGCAACCCCUCCAGCUCCAGCGUGAACUCGGUCCUGGGGAAUCAUCACCCAACCCCCAGCCACGGCCCUGACGGGGCGGUGCCCACCAUGUCCGAUGACGUCGGGGAGCCAGCCCCACUCUGGCCUCACGACCCCGAUGCCAAGGAGAAGCCCCUCCACAUGCCCGGGGGAGACGGUCACCGGGGAAAAAGUCUGAAGCUGCUGGAGAAGAUCCCCGAAGAUGCUGAGGCCACUGUUGUGCUCGUGGGCUGCGUGCCUUUCUUGGAGCAGCCGGCGGCAGCUUUUGUGCGCCUGAAUGAGGCUGUGCUCUUGGAAUCUGUGCUUGAAGUCCCGGUGCCCGUUCGCUUCCUCUUUGUGAUGCUGGGUCCCAGCCACACCAGCACUGACUACCAUGAGCUUGGGCGCUCCAUCGCCACCCUCAUGUCUGACAAGCUGUUCCAUGAGGCCGCCUACCAGGCAGACGACCGGCAGGACCUCCUGAGCGCCAUCAGUGAGUUCCUGGACGGCAGCAUCGUGAUUCCUCCAUCCGAGGUGGAGGGCCGCGACCUGCUGCGCUCCGUGGCCGCCUUCCAGCGCGAGCUGCUGCGGAAGCGGCGGGAGCGGGAACAGACCAAGGUGGAGCUGACCACGCAGGGGAGCUAUGUGGCCCCCGGGAAAGAGCUGUCUGUGGAGCUGGGUGGCUCCGAGGCAACCCCCGAAGAUGACCCCCUGCUGCGGACUGGCUCGGUGUUCGGGGGGCUCGUGCGGGACGUGAAGCGCCGGUACCCACACUACCCCAGUGACCUGCGAGAUGCCCUGCACUCCCAGUGCGUGGCAGCCGUGCUCUUCAUCUACUUCGCCGCCCUCAGCCCUGCCAUCACCUUCGGGGGGCUGCUAGGGGAGAAGACGGAAGGGCUGAUGGGCGUGUCAGAGCUGAUCGUGUCCACGGCGGUGCUUGGCGUCCUCUUCUCCCUGCUGGGGGCCCAGCCGCUGCUUGUGGUCGGCUUCUCGGGGCCACUGCUGGUCUUCGAAGAAGCCUUCUUCAAGUUUUGCCGAUCCCAGGACCUGGAGUACCUCACCGGCCGGGUGUGGGUCGGCCUGUGGCUGGUGGUCUUCGUCCUUGCCCUGGUGGCCGCCGAGGGCAGCUUCCUGGUCCGCUAUAUCUCACCUUUCACCCAGGAGAUCUUCGCCUUCCUCAUCUCGCUUAUUUUCAUCUAUGAGACCUUCCACAAGCUCUACAAGGUGUUCACGGAGCACCCACUGCUGCCAUUCUACCCCCCCGAGGGGGCGUUGGAGGCUGGGCUGGAGCUGAACGGGAGUGCCCUGCCCCCCACCGAGGGGCCACCCGGCCCCAGGAACCAGCCCAACACGGCCCUGCUGUCCCUCAUCCUCAUGCUGGGGACCUUUCUCAUUGCCUUCUUCCUGCGGAAGUUCAGGAACAGCCGCUUCCUGGGUGGCAAGGCUCGCCGCAUCAUUGGGGAUUUUGGCAUCCCCAUUUCCAUUCUGGUGAUGGUCCUCGUGGAUUACUCCAUCACAGACACCUACACCCAGAAGCUGACAGUGCCCACGGGGCUCUCGGUGACGUCCCCUCAUAAGCGCACGUGGUUCAUCCCGCCCCUGGGCAGUGCCCGUCCUUUCCCGCCCUGGAUGAUGGUGGCAGCUGCCGUCCCCGCCCUCCUGGUCCUCAUCCUCAUCUUCAUGGAGACGCAAAUCACUGCGCUCAUCGUCAGCCAGAAGGCUCGCAGGCUGCUCAAGGGCUCCGGCUUCCACCUGGACCUGCUGCUCAUCGGCUCCCUGGGGGGGCUGUGUGGGCUCUUCGGGUUGCCCUGGCUCACGGCUGCCACCGUCCGCUCGGUCACGCACGUGAACGCACUGACUGUUAUGCGCACGGCCAUCGCGCCCGGCGACAAGCCCCAGAUCCAGGAGGUGCGGGAGCAGCGGGUCACCGGAGUGCUCAUCGCCAGCCUCGUGGGCCUGUCCAUUGUCAUGGGGGCUGUGCUGCGCCGGAUCCCCUUGGCUGUGCUCUUUGGGAUUUUCCUGUACAUGGGGGUCACGUCCCUGUCCGGUAUCCAGCUCUCCCAGCGUCUGUUGCUUAUCCUCAUGCCGGCAAAACACCAUCCCGAGCAACCCUAUGUGACCAAGGUGAAGACGUGGCGGAUGCACCUGUUCACCUGCAUCCAGCUGAGCUGCAUCGCACUGCUCUGGGUGGUCAAGUCCACGGCGGCCUCACUCGCCUUUCCCUUCCUGCUGCUGCUCACGGUGCCCCUGAGGCGCUGCCUUCUGCCCCGGCUCUUCCAGGACAGGGAGCUGCAGGCGCUGGACUCCGAGGAUGCCGAGCCCAACUUCGACGAGGACGGCCAGGAUGAGUACAACGAGCUACACAUGCCCGUGUGACCCCCCACUGGGGUGCCCCUCAGAGACCCUGACACCUUAGUGAUCCACACCCGGGCCCGGGGCCGGCGGGCCCCUCAUGACCCAGAGACGUGCGGGAACCACUAACGCCGCGGCCCGCGGACUCUGCCCAGGGCCCUGACCUUGGCGCGCCCGGGCCCUCGCACAGACCAGACCGGCACAGGCUUUGAGCUCAUUAUAACCACACUCCGUGUCUUGUGUCCGCCUCACUUUCUUGGUUCCACCUCU